Rhizoctonia solani is the source of this 900-nucleotide messenger RNA. Its product is annotated as ribonuclease H2 subunit A. Gene Ontology annotation, biological process: mismatch repair; DNA replication, removal of RNA primer. The transcript is spliced from 4 exons. Gene Ontology annotation, cellular component: ribonuclease H2 complex. Lineage: Eukaryota; Fungi; Basidiomycota; Agaricomycetes; Cantharellales; Ceratobasidiaceae. Gene Ontology annotation, molecular function: RNA-DNA hybrid ribonuclease activity; RNA binding. Bases 1 to 900 code for a protein of 299 amino acids. The record is from RefSeq and is a predicted model, not a curated record.
AUGUCAGACACCGAAGGCGAUAGCCUCCCCCCUUCGCUUCCAACGCCUCAUGGGGCAUUGGCUAAAUCAUAUUCAUAUCAUGCUGCGAAACCUACAAUAUCCGGACGCUAUGUACUUGGCGUAGACGAAGCAGGACGUGGUCCUGUCCUUGGUCCGCUUGUUUAUGGCAUCGCGUACUGCCCAUUAGAAUAUAUGGAAACGCUCAAAACGAUGGGAUUCGCAGACUCUAAGGUACUGAACCAUAGCACCCGCGCCACCCUUCUCGAAACACUGGCAUCUGAUCCCAACAACUUGGCCUGGUCUGUGCGCGUUCUCGCCCCCCAAGAUAUCUCAUCGGGCAUGCUACGUCAUCCUCCCAUUAAUCUUAACGAGCAAUCGAAAGAAGCUACCGUAUCGCUGAUUCGAGACGUGAUAGCAAGUGGUAUAGACAUCGCUGAAAUCUACGUCGAUGCGUUAGGCCCGAGUGGCCCAUAUCAACAAUACUUAUCUAAGCUCUUCCCUGCAGCCAAAGUAACCGUUUGCCCCAAGGCCGACGCUAUAUACCCCAUUGUCAGUGCUGCGAGUAUCGCUGCCAAGGUGACAAGAGAUGCAUGGAUAGAAAAUUGGGUAUUUACCGAACCGGGGGAUUGGGAUACAGCGUUAGGGAGUGGCUAUCCUUCCGACCCUAAUACUAAAGCAUGGCUGAAGACAGUUUGCGAGCCUACGUUCGGCUUUCCGAACAUUGUUAGAUUCAGCUGGGGAACUUCGAAAACUGCGCUGGAAAACAACGGACACGCCGUCACAUGGACGGACGAAAACCAAGCAUCUCUUGUCAAGGCAUUUGGAAGUGCCAUGGGGCUUGACAAGGGACGACCUGCUUUUGCCAGAGACCUAGCAAUACACAGCAUAUCUUCUUUGUAA